GCGAAAGAGCCACAAGGGAGCCAGAUUUUAAGAGACCAAUUUGCUGCCUGGGUUUUAAGGACUGUGCACCAUGGACAGGGAGGGAAUGUUGGAGGAGAAGAGCUGGAAAGGCGUCGACGAAGCAGCUUUUGACAGGGGGUGUGUGACUCCCCCCAGGACCGGCGAUGGGGAGAGAUGCUGCCGCCUCCCUCUCCUGCUGGGCUCGGGGCUGCCCGGCGUCUCCCUGCUUUCUCUGGUGCUGAGCCUCCUGCUGUACUUUCGGACCUCCGAUCUGCAGUCCCGGGUGUCCCACUUGGAAGCGGACAGACCCACACAGCUCCCUGCCUGGCUCUCAGCAGACCAAAUGGAGACGGCUAUUUUGGGAAGAGUUGACCAACUGCUUGAUGAGAAAUUGAAGUUUCACUUGCCGAGACAUCGAGAAGUUCGAGACACACACCAGCGAUGCAACUGCCCGGCAGGUCCGCCUGGAGACAAAGGUGCGAUGGGGAUCCCUGGGCGGCCGGGACUAAAAGGGCAAUCUGGAGAGAAGGGUGCUCCAGGAGAAGCCGGCAUGUCUAUCAUCGGGCCCCGCGGUCCGCCUGGACAGCCUGGAACAAGAGGUUUUCCUGGAUUCCCGGGCCCUAUUGGCUUGGACGGCAAACCGGGUCAUCCUGGACAGAAGGGAGAGAUGGGUGCUGCAGGUCCCAGGGGACAACCUGGACCCCCAGGACAAAAAGGAGAAAAGGGUCAGUGUGCAGAGUACCCGCACAGGGAAUACCUAAGUACCACCCUUGCAGCCCUGCGCUCUAACCAGAUCCUUACGCUGAAGGGUGAACAAGGACAAGCGGGGAUCCAAGGUCCCCCAGGGCCCCCUGGACCACCAGGGCCCACUGGACCGGCUGGACCUGAAGGAACCCCAGGACGUCCUGGGCCAGUUGGACCCCCUGGCAGAGUGGGAGAACCUGGGAAGCCUGGCAGAGACGGAAAGGGCUUACCUGGGCCUCCUGGACCAAAGGGAGAGGCUGGGAUUCAGGGAUACCCUGGCAGAAAGGGUGAGGUGGGCGAGUCAGGCCUGCCCGGUGCCCGUGGCCUCCCUGGAGCCUCUGGCCCCAAGGGUGAAAAAGGGGACGCUGGCAUAAAGGGGGAGAGAGGCAUGCCAGGGCUGCCAGGAAGACAUGGCUCUAAGGGCGCUCCUGGGAUGGCCGCUGCAGGGAUGAAGGGCGAGCCUGGGACUCCAGGAGAAAAGGGAGCUCCUGGAGUCCCAGGGAGGAUGGGCCCCCCAGGUUUGCCAGGGAAGAGGGGGCAGCGGGGUGAGAAGGGACGAGCUGGUGACCCUGGGCUUCCUGGACUCCCUGGGCCGAAGGGAGAGAAGGGAAUUGCUGAGAAUGCCUUGGUGGGAGCUAAAGGAGAACCUGGCCCUCCAGGUCUGCCUGGACCCCCUGGACCAAAGGGAGAAGCUGGUGACGUUGGCCGGCCUGGUGCUGCAGGGUCACAGGGAGAAAAGGGGGAACGUGGUUCACCAGGAGACCAGGGACCCAUGGGCCCAAGGGGCCCCAAAGGAGAGCCUGGGAAGGACGAAAUGAUGGACUAUGAUGGGAACAUCAGUGAAGCUCUCCAGGAAAUAAGAACUUUGGCCUUGAUGGGACCCCCAGGACUUCCAGGUGUGGCUGGACCUCCAGGGCCACCAGGACAGAAGGGUGAAAUUGGCUUGCCAGGUCCUCCAGGCCAUGAUGGAGAAAAGGGACCACGUGGCAAGCCUGGAGAAAUGGGCCCCCCUGGCCCUCACGGACUGCCAGGAAAGGAUGGACCCCCUGGAAUAAAGGGAGAGCCAGGCCAUGUCGGGGUCAGAGGAGAGAAGGGCGAUAAGGGAGAGCCAGGACAAACAGGCUCACCGGGUCUAGAUGGCCCCACUGGAGAGAAAGGCGAACGAGGUGACCAAGGGAUGCCAGGACCAUCAGGAUUGCCGGGUCCCAUUGGACUUCCAGGAUUGACAGGAGAGAAGGGUGAGCCUGGGGAACAUGGAGACAAAGGAAAUCCGGGAGAAUCGAUAUCUGGCCCCCCCGGACCCCAGGGUCCUCCUGGACCUCCAGGUCUUCAGGGCCUCCCAGGACCUAAGGGGGAAGCAGGGAUUGAUGGAGUGAAAGGAGAGAAGGGUGCCCAGGGUGAAAAAGGAGACAGAGGGCCACUGGGAUUACCCGGUGCUUCAGGUUUAGACGGCAGGCCUGGACCACCGGGUACUCCAGGACCAAUUGGGGUUUCAGGACCAGCAGGACCAAAAGGAGAAAGGGGCAGUAAAGGAGAUCCUGGAGUUGCAGGACCAAUGGGGCCAGCAGGGCUUCCUGGUUUACAAGGUCUGCCUGGUGACAAAGGAAUCCGGGGGGAGAGGGGCAAGAAAGGCUCUAGAGGGUCUAAAGGGGAUAAGGGAGACCAAGGAGCGCCUGGAUUAGAUGCACCCUGUCCGUUGGGGGAAGAUGGGCUUCCAGUUCAAGGCUGCUGGAAUAAGGGUCAAACUCCUUGGCUGAUAGCCAGAAAGUGAGUCUGAGGGUGGAGAAGCUUGAGAAAUGGCAGCAGAGUGAAAGGAGAAGGAGGACCUUCCUGAAGAUUUGCUGGAGAUGUUUUGCAAGUUGCCUCCCUGGAGCCUGGGAAGAGUUGUUGAGCUGCGCACCAGGAAUUGUGCCUGCUGGGGCUGCGGGAGCUCGGCGUGCCAGCGCUUUCUGCUUUGCUCUCUCUUCUCCCAGAGGCCAGAGGCAGGGGUCGAAAAUGACACCAUUUAUAUUCUUUUCCUUUGGUCAUUUUCGCUUCAUUCGACUUUUGUGGUCAGACUCUUCAGAGGAAGAAUUGAGCUCGUUUUCCAGCAGCGGCUGCAUAAAUGAGUGCAAGACAGACAAUAUUUCUGGGGGG
Manacus vitellinus (golden-collared manakin) is the source of this 2880-nucleotide messenger RNA. It is a transcript of the gene COL13A1, whose product is annotated as collagen type XIII alpha 1 chain. Bases 71 to 2515 code for a protein of 814 amino acids. NCBI's taxonomy places the organism in Eukaryota, Metazoa, Chordata, Aves, Passeriformes, Pipridae. The record is from RefSeq and is a predicted model, not a curated record. The transcript is spliced from 45 exons.